UGGCAUUAAACCUAGUCAUGUGAUGAUCACGUGACCCAAUGCGGAAAAGGCGACAGGACAACUGAGUUAGGGGUAAACGUUAAAUUGGUGAUACGAUCAUAUUUGUCUUUAUCUCGACUCCCAGCUGUCCAGCAAUGGACGGAUCUGUCAGAGCAUCUUCAGACGCCUCAGCAGGACCGCCGCCUUAUCUUAGAGGAAAUGACAACUCCUUGGUUUCAGCCCUCAAGACGCUGCUGUUCUUCACCAUCAUGAUGGUCACGCUGCCCAUUGGACUGUACUUCGCAUCAAAAGCGUACAUCUUUGAGGGUUCCAUGCAGAUGUCCAGCUCUGACAGCUACUUCUAUGCCGCCAUUGUUGCAGUGCUUGCUGUGCAUGUGGUGUUGGCUCUGUUUGUUUAUGUGGCCUGGAAUGAAGGUAUGCCUAAAGGAAAGGGCAAAGAAGAUUAAGGCAUGUCCUUCUCAGCUCAUAAGACCUGAGGAGAUGGACAGACACAGGCAUGGGUCCACAGCCACCCUGCUAUGGACUCUAGCACUAAACAUGGCCCGAUCUACCAAAAGUUAGUGGAUGUGGUUUGAGCGAAGGCUUUGUAUUUUCACUGGUAUGGGAGGGUGGAAUCUGUUGGUUAUUUUUCACCAGCCUCAGCAAGCCUGUUAUGUGACUAUCUGUUGUGUGAAAAUAUUACUUUUGUUGACAGAGGACACGCCCUAUUUUUGAAAGGCUUUCUUACGAGCUACCAUUUGCUGAACCACUGUAAGUCCCUUCACAGUAAGACGCUUUAAAUAUAAGAAACAUCUUGGCUUUGAACAGUGAAUAUGUGUGGACACACACUGUAGGUGCUUGUAAUGUGUCUAUGAAGGAUUGAUUCCAAAAUGAUCUACAUCCAUUCUUCAGUGUGUACUACUGAGCUGAUUUUUCUGUCCUCAGUUGUAAGUUCUUACCUACAUACAUUUAAAGAUGAGUCAUAACUUCAAUAGAAACUCAUAAUGUGCUUAACUUUGAUUCUGUAUUUUUGAACAAAAUAUUCAAUGUCUUGUCCUUAAUCAGAUUCAUCAGUUUGUCCUUGUAAAGUGUUUGUGUAUUGUAGUAAAAUAAUUG
Messenger RNA from Monopterus albus (swamp eel), 1095 nucleotides. RefSeq names its product vacuolar ATPase assembly factor VMA21 (gene vma21). Bases 135 to 446 code for a protein of 103 amino acids. Gene Ontology annotation, cellular component: endoplasmic reticulum membrane. Gene Ontology annotation, biological process: vacuolar proton-transporting V-type ATPase complex assembly. The record is from RefSeq and is a predicted model, not a curated record. The transcript is spliced from 3 exons. NCBI's taxonomy places the organism in Eukaryota, Metazoa, Chordata, Actinopteri, Synbranchiformes, Synbranchidae.